UUGACUUUUAUGUUAAGAGUCAAAUAUGUGAUCCUCGGUCGUUAAAUUCAAAGGGAUUACUGUUUGGUUUCACCAAAAAGUUGGAAGAUGCUCACGACUCUUCCUUCCUUUUUUCUCAAUAUAAAGCUGCCGUCUCGAAAAGAUUAUAAAUCCAUAAGCUUCUUCUUCGUCUUCGUCUUCGUCGUGUGACCCGCACUUCCAUCUAUAGAAUUCAAUGUCGACCUACAAGCUCAAUCACACUGAUUCAUUUGGAGAUGCAAAAAAAUUGCGGUCAAACCAAGAAAAUGGUUUCAGUGAUAUGUCUUCACUAGCUCAAUCAGAGAAAGCUGUUCAGGAGUUUCUUAUUCAGCAGACUCCUAUGCAGGCUACUGAUGAUCAUCUCAUUGAGUUCUCAGAGGCUUUGAGAACUGUUGCAAAGGCUUUAAGAGGAUCUUCUGAAGGAAAGGCAUUGGCUCAAGCUGAAGCUGCUGAAUGGAAACGAAGAUAUGAGUUGGAGAGGUGCAAGAAUCUAGAGUUGCUUCUUAAAGCACCUUCAAAUGGAGUGUGUGCUGAUGAAUCUAAUAGCAAUGGGAUGAUGGAUCAUUCAGCCAAGUCUCUGCGGCUUCACGUUCAGGAAAACGGGAAGUCAGGAAUGCAUUCCUUGGAGCGUAUUUGCGCUCAUGAAGUGCUUCAAGAUUGUGAACCUAACAGUCCUAAUGGCUGUAACAACAAAUUGAAGCGAAAGGCAUCAUUUAAGCUUUCCUGGGGAUGCAAGGGGCAUGCUAAUGAUCAACACAAAAAAGAAAUCGUCUCUUUUGAGAGCGGCAAUAUCACUACACCAGAUCGAAGUAGUAAACAGAUUUCACUGACAUGGGAGUCCAGUCCACAAACUGUUAUUAUCUUCACUAAGCCUAAUUCAACUUCUGUACGAGUUCUUUCUGUGGAAAUGGUCAGAUGGUUGAGAGAUCAUAAAGGACUAAAUGUUUACGUGGAACCACGAGUGAAGGCAGAACUUUUAUCUGAAUCAAGUUCCUUCGACUUUGUUCAAACUUGGGAAGAUGGUAAACAUCUCUCUUUUCUCUUUUGUGUGUUUGUUUUUUUUUUGGUUAGAAAUAGUAAGCUAAUUGAUCACUUUUUUUAUGCAGACAAAGAAAUUUCACUUCUACACCCAAAGGUUGACCUUGUCAUAACUCUUGGUGGGGAUGGUACAGUUCUAUGGGCAGCGUCGAUGUUCAAAGGACCAGUGCCUCCAAUUGUUCCCUUUUCCAUGGGUUCUCUAGGAUUCAUGACACCUUUCCACAGCGAACAGUACAGAGAUUGUCUUGAAUCGGUUUUGAGGGGUCCAAUCAGUAUAACACUCCGACACAGGCUGCAGUGUCAUAUCAUCAGAGAUAAAGCAAGGCAUGACUACGAGACAGAAGAGAAUAUGCUUGUUUUGAAUGAAGUCACCAUCGACCGUGGGAUAUCUUCUUACCUCACAAACCUUGAAUGCUACUGCGACAACUCGUUUGUCACAUGUGUGCAAGGCGAUGGACUAAUACUAUCUACAACAUCUGGUAGCACCGCUUACUCACUUGCAGCUGGAGGAUCAAUGGUCCAUCCACAGGUUCCUGGGAUCUUGUUCACACCAAUCUGUCCGCAUUCUCUGUCUUUCCGCCCACUGAUAUUACCGGACCAUGUGACAGUGAGAGUGCAGGUGCCAUUCAACAGCAGAGGCUCCGCGUGGGUGUCAUUUGAUGGGAAAGGCCGGAAACAACUUGAAGCAGGGGAUGCACUGGUGUGUAGCAUGGCACCGUGGCCUGUCUCAACGGCUUGCCAGGUCGAAUCCACUCAUGACUUCCUUCGCAGCAUCCACGAAGGUCUUCACUGGAACCAAAGAAAGAUUCAAUCUUCUGACGGCCCUCAGUGACACUUGAACAAAUUAAUCCCAGAAUUCUACUCCUUGUAAACCAUAUGCAUAGAGACAAAGAAGAUGUAGUAUCUGGUUUCUAUCCAUUGUUGGGUAUAAUAAAGAAAAUGUAGUAUGAUUGAUUAUUCAAAGUUAAUGAAUCAGAGAUGUUUCUGUGCUAA
This is a messenger RNA of Brassica napus (rape), 2049 nucleotides long. Its product is annotated as NAD(H) kinase 1. Gene Ontology annotation, biological process: NADP+ biosynthetic process; NAD+ metabolic process. Lineage: Eukaryota; Viridiplantae; Streptophyta; Magnoliopsida; Brassicales; Brassicaceae. The transcript has 10 exons. Gene Ontology annotation, molecular function: NAD+ kinase activity. The record is from RefSeq and is a predicted model, not a curated record. The coding region runs from base 215 to 1888 and encodes 557 amino acids.